Messenger RNA from Phytophthora sojae, 1446 nucleotides. RefSeq lists its product as hypothetical. The record is from RefSeq and is a predicted model, not a curated record. Bases 1 to 1446 code for a protein of 481 amino acids. Lineage: Eukaryota; Oomycota; Peronosporomycetes; Peronosporales; Peronosporaceae. Gene Ontology annotation, molecular function: orotidine-5'-phosphate decarboxylase activity; orotate phosphoribosyltransferase activity. Gene Ontology annotation, biological process: 'de novo' pyrimidine nucleobase biosynthetic process; pyrimidine nucleotide biosynthetic process. The transcript has 4 exons.
AUGACGAACAGCUUCUUCGCCUCCGUGCGCGCGCGCGUGGCCCAAGUGGACUCCCUGCUGUGCGUAGGGCUGGACCCGCACGUCGCCGAGCUUCCGGAGCCCACGGCCGCGGCCGCGCAGGCCUUCUGCCUGCGCCUGAUCGAGCAGACGCAGCACGUGGCGGCCAUGUACAAGCCCAACUCGGCCUUCUUCGAGGCCUUCGGGGCCGAGGGCGUCAUGGCGCUGCACGCGGUGAUCCAGGCCAUCCCGCAGGGCAUCCCCGUGCUGCUGGACGCCAAGCGCGGCGAUAUCAGCACCACGGCGGCCGCCUACGCCGUCUCGGCCUUCGACGUGCUGCAGGCGCACGCCAUCACGCUCGCGCCCUACAUGGGUGCGGACUCGAUCGACCCGUUCACGUCCAACCCGAGCGCCGACGACUUCCAGACGCUGCCCGCGGGCUCCAGCGGCCGCGCGCUGUUCGAGGAAGUCGCGCUCAAGUGCGAGCAGUGGAACGCCGAGGACAACGUGGGCCUGGUGGUGGGCGCCACGGACGUGGACGCGCUGCGCCGCGUGCGCGCCGUCACGCCCAACCUCUGGAUCCUCGCGCCGGGCAUCGGCGCGCAGGGCGGCAACCUGGAGGAGGCCGUGAGCGCCGGACUGUCGGCGGACGGCAUGGGCCUGCUGGUGCCCGUGUCGCGCGGCAUUUCCAAGGCUGCGGAGCCCAAGCAGGCGGCGGAGGAGCUGCGCGACGCUAUCAAUGCUGUGCGCAAGAGCAAGGUGGGAGCUGCUGUGGUGGCCAAGUCGAGCGCCAACGAGUUCAUCAAGUUCGCGCUGUCGUUCGGCGUGCUCAAGUUCGGCGACUUCACGCUCAAGUCUGGCCGCAAGAGCCCGUACUUCUUCAACGCCGGACUGUUCCGCACGGGCCGCGCGCUCGGCCAGCUCGGCAAGUUCUACGCGCAGGCGAUCCACGACAGCGGCGUGGAGUUCGACGUGCUGUUCGGUCCGGCCUACAAGGGCAUCACGCUUGCGGCCGCGGUCGCCAUUGCCUACGCUGACAUGUACGGCGUGGACAUUCCCUUCGCCUACAACCGCAAGGAGGCCAAGGACCACGGCGAGGGCGGCGUGCUCGUCGGCGCCGACAUGACCGGCAAGAAGGUCCUCAUCAUCGACGACGUGAUCACCGCCGGCACUGCCAUCCGCGAGGCCUUCGCUAUUCUUGAGAAGACCAACGCGCAUGUCUCGGGCGUCUGCAUCUCCCUGGACCGUCAGGAGAAGGUGUCGAUCGAGGACACGCGCUCGGCCAUUGACCAGGUGAGAGAAACGUUCGGCAUCCCCGUGGUCAGCAUCGCCACGCUCGACAACCUCGUGGGCUACCUCGAGACCGUGGACGUGGCCUCCGACGCCAACGCCUCGUACCUGCCGGUCAUCCGCGCUUACCGCGCCGACUACGGCGUGUCCAAGCAGUAG